AUGGCUAUGAAAAUACCAAAAAGUGGUUUCAGAACUAUGUUCAAAGAAGGAACACAAUAUUUUGAAGGUGUUGAAGAGACAGUUCUUAAGAAUAUUGAUGCUGUUAAUGAAUUAAAUGAAAAAUUGAAAACAUCUUUUGGUCCAAAUGGUACAAAUAAAAUGAUAAUUAAUCAUUUGGAAAAACUUUUUGUUACUAAGGAUGCCGCUACAAUGCUUCAUGAAAUGGAAAUUAUACAUCCAGCUGCUAAAUUAGUUGUUUUGGCUUCAGAAAUGCAAGAACAACAAAUUGGUGAUAAUACUAAUUAUGUUGUUAUUUUAUCAUCUGCUCUUCUUCUUGAGGCUGCAAAGUUAUUUGAGUAUGGUCUUAGUAUGACACAAAUUGUUGAUGGAUUUGAACGUGCUUUAAAAGUUGUUGAAGAUGUGUUACCUGGUCUUACUGUUAAGACAGUUACUGAUCUUUCUAAUAUUGAAGAUAUCAGAAGUGCAUUAAAAGCUUCAAUUACAUCUAAACAAUAUGACAAUGAAGAUCUUAUUGCUGAUUUAGUUUCUCAUGCAUGUAUUCAAACUUUACCAAAAAAUGCAGCUAAUUUUAAUGUUGAUAAUAUUAGAAUUGUCAAAAUAUUAGGAUCUGGUAUUCAUGAUAGUAAAGUUGUUAAUGGUAUGGUAUUCCAUAGAAAAACUGAAGGAGAAAUUACCAAGGCAGAGAAUUGCCGUGUAGCUGUAUUUGCUUGUCCAUUUGAUGUUAUGCAUACUGAAACAAAGGGAACUAUUUUGAUGAAUAAUGCUGAAGAUUUAUUGAAUUUCAGUAAAAAUGAAGAGGCUUUAAUUGAAAAACAAAUUAAAGAGCUUGCUGAUGCUGGUGUUAAUGUUGUUGUUGCAGCUGGAAAGUUUGGUGAUCUUCAUAUACAUUUUCUUAACAAAUAUAAAAUAAUGGGUGUCAGACUUGUAUCCAAGUUUGAUUUACGUCGUCUAUGUAAACAAUUUGGUGCCCAGGCUCAAGCUAGAAUUUGUUGCCCACCUGUAGCAAGUCUUGGACAAUGUGAUAAAGCUUUUGUUUCAGAAAUUGGUGCCACAUCUGUUAUUGUUUUCUCAAAAGAAUCUGAAUAUGGAAAUAUUAGUACUAUUGUUGUUAGAGCAUCUUCAAAACCCAAGAUGGAUGAUAUUGAACGGGCAUUAGAUGAUGCUAUUAAUACAUAUAAAUGCCUUUCAAAAGACGCCAGAUUACUUCCAGGAGCUGGAGCUUGUGAAAUUGCUCUUGCUAGAAUUAUUAGAGAAAAAGCUCAUGAAGCUGCAACUAUUGGUAGAGAAAAGAAAUUAAACAAAAUUGAACAUUAUUGUUAUGAAAAUUAUGCCAAUGCUUUUGAGGCAAUUCCAAAACAAUUUAUGGAAAAUCUUGGUUUAAAUCCUGUUGAAAUUGUUGCUAAAGUAUACAAAGCUCAUGAAGAAGGUAAUUCUCAUACUGGAUUAAAUGUCUUCACUGGAGAACUCAUGGAUGCUGUAAAAGAAAGUAUCUAUGAUCCAUAUUUGGGAAAACUCUCUGCAAUCAGACUUGCAACUGAAGUAACAUUAAAAAUUUUGCAGAUUGACAAAAUCAUUAUGGCAAAAAGAGCUGGUGGACCACAACCAAGAGGACCUAAACCUCAGGAUGAAGAUGAUGAUUGUGGUGGAAUGGCCUAA
Strongyloides ratti is the source of this 1677-nucleotide messenger RNA. RefSeq names its product Cct8 protein. NCBI's taxonomy places the organism in Eukaryota, Metazoa, Nematoda, Chromadorea, Rhabditida, Strongyloididae. Bases 1 to 1677 code for a protein of 558 amino acids. Gene Ontology annotation, biological process: protein folding. Gene Ontology annotation, cellular component: chaperonin-containing T-complex. The record is from RefSeq and is a predicted model, not a curated record. The transcript has a single exon. Gene Ontology annotation, molecular function: ATP hydrolysis activity; ATP-dependent protein folding chaperone; ATP binding.